Messenger RNA from Hypomesus transpacificus, 6912 nucleotides. Its product is annotated as mitogen-activated protein kinase kinase kinase kinase 4. The record is from RefSeq and is a predicted model, not a curated record. Gene Ontology annotation, molecular function: protein kinase activity; ATP binding. Gene Ontology annotation, biological process: protein phosphorylation. NCBI's taxonomy places the organism in Eukaryota, Metazoa, Chordata, Actinopteri, Osmeriformes, Osmeridae. Bases 590 to 4351 code for a protein of 1253 amino acids. The transcript is spliced from 32 exons.
AGCCAUGCACAGUGCAGAUAAAACACAGAUGGGAAGGAAAUGUUCAAUAGGCUAUUGGUUCAUAAUGUGUCAAAUUUAGGCAAACCAAUUAGUGUCAGUGUGACUAAUUUAAAUCCGUCAAACACGAAAAGUGACUUGAACACAAACUUGUCCACGGUAGUCUUCUAAGCCGAGCGAAGAAUAACAGUGCAUGCCUACUCGUGGAGAUGUCCGUGUUGUGGGUUUUGGGAAAUCUGGCACUUCCACUAAAACUGAACUUGACAUAUAUUGACCGCUUAAUCAAAAACACACAGUAAACUAGUAAACAUGUACCGUUCGAGUUAUACGAAUUGUCAUGCAUAGCGGAGAAAGUUAGCUCAAAAACGAACUUUUUUGGUUUACUUUUCUUGGGGAGAGUAGAAAGGGGGGCGAGGUUUCCUCUGCAUUUUCCGGGGUUUCGCUGGAUGAGAAGUUUCCUGUGUCGCUCGUGGAGAGUCGUAAGCAGAUACAGUAUGGCCUGACACGCAGAAAAAACGUUACUUUGUGGAAAUUUGUCUUUUACUUGUCAACUUUCUGAAGUGCAGUUGGGUCACCGGACCAAGUUUUAGAAAUGGCGAGAGACAGCACAACGCGAAGUUUGGACAAUAUUGACCUGGCUUCUUUGAGGGACCCUGCAGGUAUCUUUGAACUAGUGGAGGUGGUGGGGAACGGCACCUAUGGACAAGUCUACAAGGGCCGACAUGUCAAAACGGGACAGCUGGCAGCCAUCAAGGUCAUGGACGUCACUGAGGAGGAGGAAGAUGAGAUCAAGCUGGAGAUCAACAUGCUGAGGAGCUACUCUCAUCACAGGAACAUCGCCACUUACUACGGAGCCUUCGUCCGGAAGAGUCCUGCAGGACAGGAUGACCAGCUCUGGCUGGUGAUGGAGUACUGCGGGGCUGGUUCUGUGACUGACCUGGUGAAGAAGACCAAAGGAAACAGCCUGAAGGAGGACUGGAUAGCCUACAUCUGCCGAGAGGUCCUGAGAGGCCUGUUGCACCUCCACUCCCAUCACGUGAUCCACAGAGACAUCAAGGGACAGAACGUCCUGUUGACGGAAAAUGCAGAGGUCAAACUAGUGGACUUUGGCGUGAGUGCCCAGUUGGACAGGACCAUAGGCAGGAGAAACACUUUCAUCGGGACACCCUAUUGGAUGGCUCCAGAGGUCAUUGCCUGUGAUGAGAACGCGGACUCCACCUAUGAUUACAGGAGUGACCUGUGGUCCCUGGGAAUCACUGCACUGGAGAUGGCAGAGGGAGCACCACCCCUGUGUGACAUGCAUCCCAUGAGAGCCCUCUUCCUCAUUCCACGCAACCCGCCCCCAAAACUCAAGUCCAAGAAAUGGUCUAAGAGGUUCUUGUCGUUUGUGGAGAGCUGCCUGGUGAAGAGCCACCUCCAGCGCCCCACCACGGAAGCCCUGCUGCGGCACUCCUUCAUCCGGGACCUGCCCAACGAGAGGCAGCUCCGCACCCUCCUGCAGGAUCACCUGGACCGCACGCGCAAAAAGAAGGGAGACAAAGAGGGCCCAGAGUAUGAGUACAGCGGCAGUGAGGAUGAGGAGGAGGACAUGAAUGAGGAAGAAGGGGAACCCAGUUCCAUAGUGAACGUUCCGGGGGAGUGGACCCGGCGCCGGGAGUUCCUGCGGCUGCAGCAGGAGAGCCGAGGGCGGGCAGAGAGCCAGCGGCAGCAGCAGAUCCUCCAGGAGCAGCUCCAGCAGCAGGAGAGGUACAAGCAGCAACUGCUGGCCGACCGCCACAAGAGGAUCCAGCAGGAGCAGGAGCAGCGCAGGAGGCUGGAGGACCAGCAAAGGAGACAGCUGCAAGACUCCGGGUUCCAGUGGGCGGAGCUACAGGAGAUGCUCUGGGGGGAGGAGUCGGACGCACACGACCGAAUCCGAUUGGACGACAGAAACAAGAGGAGUGAUAAAAGACAGCAGGAGGAGAGGGGCAGACAGAGGACGGAUGUGUCAGUAAGGCCUGUGGUCUCCGGAGCAGAGCAGAGGAGAGCCCAGGCUCCACGCCACGCCCAGCCCCAGCUUCGUCCUCCCCAGCCCCCUCAGCCCCAUCCUCUCGUAGCCCCGCCCCAGGGCUCUCAGCAGGGCCGGAGGUUCCACCGCACGCUGCCUAAGGACCAGACCCAGCUUCUGUCCCUGCAGCACGACCACAGACACAGGCAGAAGGGGCCCCCCCAGCCUGCCAGCAGCCCCCCGCCCAGCUACCCUCCCGCUCACAGCCAGCGCACAGCGAUGGAGGAGGUGAUGUGGAGGUCCGACAGCCAGCAGGCUAACCUGAACAGGCUGGUGGCGGCCGCUGGUCUGCCCAGCCACGUGCACUCUCGUCUGGGCUCCGGCAGCAGCUCCAGCCCCUGUACCCCCGCCAUGCAGAGGGCCAACCUGCCCCAGAAAUCCAACCUGCGCUCCAGCAGAGAGUCCUCACACAGCAGCUCCCUGUCAGACAUGGUCACCUCCCCUCUCUCCCCCUUCGCCCCCCUCACCCCCCUCUCCCCCACCCUGGACGAGGUUUUCUGGGACUUCCCCAGCUCUGCUGAACGCCCUCCCAAGGUCCCAGAACGCACCACAUCCAAGUUCUACUGCAAAGAGCUGAUGAGUCACCAGAGGACAGCGUCAAGUGGAGCCCCUCAGUCACCAGUGGACAGAGGAGGGCGGUCGACCUCCACCUGCAACCCCCCGUCAGGUUACCUGAGACUGGAGAGCCCCCUGCUGCAGAGACGAGUCCAGCACUACAGGAGAACUCAGGACAACAGUCCUGCGCGGCCUCUUCAGCACCAGGGCUUGCUCCCUGGACUGAAGGCUGGGCUGGGCCCGCUGGGUAAAGCAGCAGAGUACUCCUCAUCAAGUGACGAGGUCGGCAGCAGUGAUGACGAGGACAAGAAAAGAUCCGUGACGACCAAUGGGGAGCGUUGUUUCUUCAGAGGGAUUCUUGACGGCAUUGUUCUACAACCUCACCAGAACCUUAACCACACACAGCAGGUUGUGUCAGGGCCGCGGAGCGGGCCCUCACAGAGACUGGUGGGGUUAGACUCGGACCAAAACUACGUUCUACCAGACCUCCUGCAGAAGAGCCCCGCCCACGAGGCCCUCCUCCAGCCCCAGUCUCCCUGCAGCCGAGGGCCCUUCUCCGAUCAGAUGUCCAUCUCCAGCCCUCCAGGCAAGAGCACCUCCUCGUCUUCCUCCUUCACCACCUUCAUCGACCCCCGACUGCUGAAGACCUCCCCCCCGCAGAGCCCUUCAGCACACAGUCCCACCGGCAGCAAGCCUGAGCCAAUGAGGAGAGAGAACCACAGGAAGGGCUCCGUGGUGAACGUAAACCCCACCAACAUCCGCCCCCAGAGCGACACGCCAGAGAUACGCAAGUACAAGAAGAAGUUCACCGCCGAGAUCCUGUGUGCUGGACUCUGGGGUGUGAACCUGUUAGUAGGAACUGAGAAUGGUCUUUGGCUGCUGGACCGCAGCGGUCAGGGGAAGGUCUACUCUCUCAUCAGCAGACGACGCUUCCAGCAGAUGGACGUCCUGGAGGGCCUGAACGUCCUCAUCACCAUCUCAGGCAAGAAGAACAAGCUCCGUCUGUACUACCUGUCCUGGCUGAGGAACAAGAUCUUGAGGAACGAACCAGAGGUUGAGAAGAGGCAGGGCUGGACGUCGGUAGGAGACUUGGAGGGCUGUGUGCACUACAAAGUUGUUCGCUAUGAGAAGAUCAAGUUCCUGGUGAUCGCUCUGAAGAACGCUGUGGAGGUGUAUGCCUGGGCGCCUAAACCUUACCACAAGUUCAUGGCCUUCAAGUCGUUCGGCUCCCUACCCCAGAAGCCCUUGUCGGUGGACCUGACAGUGGAGGAGGGUCAAAGGUUAAAGGUCAUCUAUGGCUCGCUGUAUGGCUUCCACGCCAUUGAUGUGGACUCUGGAACACCCUACGACCUCUACCUACCGACACAUAUCCAGGGCGUAAUCCAACCCCACGCCAUCAUCAUCCUCCCCAGUAGCAGAGGCACAGAGGUGCUGGUGUGUUACGAGGAUGAGGGUGUGUUCAUCGACACGUACGGACGCAUCACCAAGGAAACCGUCCUGCAAUGGGGAGAGAUGCCCGCCUCUGUCGCUUACCUGCAGUCUAACCAGGUGAUGGGCUGGGGCGACAAGGCCAUCGAGCUGCGCUCUGCCGACACUGGGAACCUGGAGGGCGUCUUCAUGCACAAGAAGGCCCAGAAACUCAAGUUCUUGUGCGAGAGGAACGACAAGGUGUUUUUUGCGUCGGUCCAAUCUGGCGGCAGCAGCCAGAUCUACUUCAUGACCCUCGGACAGAACUCCCUCUUCAACUGGUGAUGCCUGCUCCGCUAGUUGUGUCUGAUCCUGAUCCUCUUGUCUGUCAUCCAUCCUGAUCAACUGGAGAGUCUCAGCUACAUUUGUCGGUUAAACUCACCAUGUCUGGGUGACGACCGGGUGACUGGCGAUGUUUAGCUGAUAGCUCCUUGUUCCACUAGUCUGGUCUGGCGCAGGGAAUGUUCCUGAUCCAAGAUGAGUGGAGAAGUUGUCCUUACAAAUGCAUUACACUCCCACUCAUUACUCUCCUGUCAUGUCUCACCACAGGGACUUGAAAGCACAACUCAUGUUUAUGUACAAAUGUAUCUAUUCCUUGAUUUAUGAUCUGUUGAUCACUAUAUGGUUCUAUAGUGAUUGCUCUUUAUUAUAAUAAUGUUUAUGGAAUUCUGAGACAUUGUCUACCAUUCAGUAUUAUUGACUUAUAUUGCUUUAUCAAGACUGCAUAUUGAUGUAAAUGUUUGCUUCAGGGAGGUAAAUACACGAGUCCUCGCUUCAGAAGAACAGUCAAUGACAGUCAGUCAUUUUGUAGUACGCUUGUUGAUAACUGGAAUCUGUUCAGAUUACAUUUUAAUAGAGAGAACAGUUCAGACUAGCUAUAGAAAGACCAGCUCAGACUAGUUGACACCAGUUUAUAUUAGGUAUAGAGAUCAGACUAGUUAAACCCCAUUCAGAGUAUUUAUAGAGAGAGACUAGUUCACACUAGUUGAAAGGAGUUUAGAUUAGUUUUACAGAGAUGCUGGUUCUGAAAGUUGAAAGCAAUUCAGAUUAGUUAUAGGGAGACCAGUUCCGACUAGUUGAAACUACUUCAGAUCUAUUAUAGUGACCAGAGCAGUCUAGUUAAAACCAGUUCAGAUUAGUUAUAGAGAGAGUGGUUGGUUUCUAUCAAUGGUAGACUUUCAUUGCACAUUGAAGCAUUGUACUCCAUGUACACCAGUUAGAUGGACAGUUUGUUUCUGUAGACUGUGUAGAUAGACUUACCUCUUUCUCAAUCUUUAUCAAAAUGCUUCAUAACAAGUUCCUUUAGGAGACAGCAACAAAGAAGCAUGGCUGACUGUAUGCUGUUUGGUUGUUUGUACAGCAUCUGAUGUACAUACUGGUAUUAUUUGCACUGUUUUAUAGAUGUUUUAUACAUGGGCUGUUGUGUGUGUGUGCGUGCGUGCGUGUGUGUGUGUGUGUGUGUAUGCAGGACAGUGGCCUGGUCAGGUGAGCAUUAAGCCAGUCUUCUGCACUAGAUGUGGACACACUCUUUCUAGAUGCUUCUUCCUGCUCCAUCUUGACUCUGAACUAGAACUGAUGUCAGAUGGAUGAACAUUGAUAGUGUCAGAUGUUCAUUUUAAUGGAGUGCGAGCACAAUGCUUCUUUAUCUGCGUCAAAGGGUUCUCCUGGAGGCUUAAAGGCUUUGCAGGCUCAACUAGUGUAUGCUAGAACCACACAAAAUGGAAUCUCAUCAAUAGAUUUCUGGUCCUGUUCUCAUACUCUGAGAUUCUGGGAUUUAGAUGUUUAACUUUUUUCUUUUUACAGUUAUUUAAUUCCAUCCUCUUCUUUGUUUUUCUUUAAUGGCUAGCAUUGUGGCCAAAUAUUUUUAUUUUAUAUAGAUGGUAUUUGAACAGUUAUACCUGCUAGUUUUUCUUGACAGGAAUAUUACAGCUGGUUCUGUAAGCAUGUUUUAAAUGGCUAAAAAAACCUUUUCAACAAACAAUUGAAGACUUGACAAUGUGAGAGAUAGGGUAUUGUAGUCAUAAAAGCCUCUAGGGUGUAGGCAUCAGCAACAGUUUGGUACUUCCUGGUAAAGACUUCAAUUCACAUGACUCCUCAUUUGUUGACUCAUAUAUUUAGCUGAAUACAUCUGAAUCUCCCAGAUUCGAUUCUGAUGAGUUUUUUGUAUCUCUAUAGUUAGCUGAUAGGUGAUUCAAGUGGCAAGUCAUAGCUGAAGAACUGUUUAGUCAGGUCAGAGACCAGGAGACCACCAGAAGGUGGAGAGAAUGAUGAGGAUGAUGGCGGUGAUGAGGGUGAUAUACAGCAGCUGUAGGUGUAUAAGAAGGAUCCAGAAGGUUGAUGACAGUGUGUGUCAGGUGGGUGAUGUUGCCAAUGACGACAUGUUUGUGUGUGUGUGAGCUGGUAGAGGGUGAUUUGAGGAGAAUGAUUUGGAAGAGAGACAGAGUUUGGGAAGGUUGUAUGUUGGUAAUGGGAACGUUUUAAUUAACAUGACUGGAUGGGGGACCAGACAGUCUCACCAUUCUAAAUACGAUGUGUCUUUAGAAAGAAAGAAAACGUGUCCCACACUUGAUGGUAAUAAGAUCAAUUUAUGUAUAGAUAAAUAUUUACAAAUUAUAUAAUUUUCUCUAAUCUUCUUAUUUGCGCAUUUAAUAUAAAUGAAGACAUCUUAAUUUUGUUUAUUUGUUGAUGUGACCUUGGCUUUAUUUUUGCACUGGAACUCUCUUUUGAACAACAAUGUACUGUAUACCAAACAAUGAAGUUAAUUAGUCACACUAAUCCAGAAAAGUGUUAUAACUGUAUGAAGAAACAAUGUUGAACAAAUAAAAACAAAACCAGUUUGUAGACCA